Malassezia globosa CBS 7966 is the source of this 1356-nucleotide messenger RNA. RefSeq lists its product as uncharacterized. The record is from RefSeq and is a predicted model, not a curated record. Bases 1 to 1356 code for a protein of 451 amino acids. The transcript has a single exon. Lineage: Eukaryota; Fungi; Basidiomycota; Malasseziomycetes; Malasseziales; Malasseziaceae.
AUGCGGCUGCUAACGAAUCUGUACCGAGGUGGCACAAGCCGCGGACUUGUGUUUUCCGCCUCGAUGCUGGCUCCUUACACACAGAACGUGCGCAAUCAAAUCAUAUGCUCAGCUAUGGGCUCGCCUGAUCCUGACUUGCGACAAGUCGACGGCGUAGGUGGCGGCGUGUCUUCGCUGUCGAAAGUGGCGCUGAUCUCCGUCCCUGCCGUAGACAGUUAUUUUCGGAGAAUUCGUGCGCUAGGUCCCGCUUGGGCCUUCCCGGGCGUCCCUUGGGCAGACGAUGCACGACUCGCAAGUGACCCAAAGUCCGGCUACCACGCCGUCUACCGCUUCGGUCAGGUGCCUGUGAAUGAUGGAACCAACAUAGACUGGAGCACGACGUGCGGCAACUUUCUGUCCGCAGCUGCGAUGCAAUCAUUCAUCCUCCAUGCAGCCUACUUCCAACGGUUGCUCCCAGCUUCCGAGUCAGACGUAACGUUCGUCCAGUUCCCGAUGCGCAUCUUGCUUGCGCACAAUGGCCAGCGGGCAACUGUGCAUCUUCCUUUAAUACGCUCACGCAAGGGCCAUUGGCAUUUGUCCCGCAAGCCUGACACGCAUAUUGCCGGCGUGCCUGGCAUGGCGCCUGGUAUCCGGAUCGACAUGCCGCUCACGCCACAGGUGUGGCCCACAGGCCAGCCACGCAAUACGAUCCAGCUCGAUGGCCAUGAGAUCCCUGUAUCAAUGGUUGAUGUUGGCCUACCUACGAUCUUUGUGCAUGCCAAGGAUCUGGGCGUCCCAACCGAACAAAUCAUUCAGCCAGCGCAUGUCCUUGAUUGUGACAAGAAGCUGCUCGCCCGCAUCGAGGCUGUUCGGUAUCAAGCGGCUCAGUGCGCACCGCAGCUCUCGAGUUUGUGGAGUCCGUCUGCACCGAAAGUAUGCCUUGUGCAUCCACGCACAGCGUAUACGACGUCUGGUGGUACACUAGUGCGGGCGGACGAUAUGGACAUUCUCGUACGUUCCGUGUCCGUGGGCAACUUUCAUCGCUCCAUCAUGGCGACGGCUCUCUCUGCGCUGGCCGUUGGCUCAACGCAUCCUGACUCGAUAGUAUCGGAGGCAUAUGCGGCUGGCGCUCAGGUCCCGUGUGCCAUGUCACAGACCCAUGCGAAUCCGCCGGCCUUGCACGCUUUUACCGUGGGUCAGCCAGCUGGUACGUCCAUGGCCAUGGUUCGUCGCAGCGAACAGGACAACACACCAGAGGCCGUGGUGUUGGAUCGGACGGCGCGCCGCAUUAUGCACGGCAACAUUGAUGUUGAUGUGUCUGACGAGCUCUGGCUGAGUCGACAAACCUACUUUGGGCGUACCAAACCCGAGCCAUGA